Molecule: messenger RNA, 853 nt
Organism: Morus notabilis
Lineage: Eukaryota; Viridiplantae; Streptophyta; Magnoliopsida; Rosales; Moraceae
Product: cyclin-U1-1
Exons: 2
Coding region: 34-717 (227 amino acids)
Biological process (GO): regulation of cyclin-dependent protein serine/threonine kinase activity
Molecular function (GO): protein kinase binding
Source: RefSeq, a predicted model, not a curated record
AAUCUUCCUCAAACCUCCCCCCCUAUGGCCUAAAUGCUGACCGCCGCCGCUGAAUGCACCGGUCUCCAGAGCUGGCUGGAGCCGAGCCAAGCCGACCAAUCCACACCAAGGGUGUUGACAAUAUUGUCCUCGGUGCUAGAGAAGCUAGUUGCUCGAAACGACCGGCUCAUAGAAGAGUGCACAAGCCAGGCACUAGAUGGGCUAAGUGGUGGCUUGAGUGGUCCUCGCGUUGGGAGGAACUUGAGCGCUUUUCAAGGAGUGAGGGCUCCAAGCAUAAGCAUAGCCAAGUACUUGGAAAGGCUGUACAAGUACUCUAGUUGUAGCCCCUCGUGUUUCGUGGUGGGAUAUGUGUACAUAGACAGGUUGCUACAUAAAUACCCUGACUCACUUGUGGUCUCCUUGAAUGUUCAUAGGUUGGUGGUCACAAGUGUUAUGGUUGCUUCUAAGAUGCUUGAUGAUGUACACUAUAACAAUGCGUUUUAUGCGCGGGUUGGAGGACUGAGCAAUUCUGAACUGAAUAGGCUUGAAUUGGAGCUGCUGUUUUUGCUGGAUUUCGGAGUCGUGGUCAGCUCCGGAGUUUUCGAGAUUUAUUGCUUGCACUUGGAAAGGGAAAUGUUGGUGACCGGCUCUUGCCAGAAGAUUGAAAAGGUAUUAGACUUAAAUGAUGUGACUGAGAUAUCAGUAGAAGAUACAAAUACAGUUUCUGUGGUGGACUGACUUGAAUCGUGUCUUCUUUUUUAACUUGAUUGAAGAAAAAUGAAUAAGGAAAUGUAUUUUUAAUUGGAUAUGCUGAUCAACGCAAUGGAAACCUCAAUGCUUCGGCUGAAUUGCUGUUCAUCACUUGUUCUUUACA